AUGGCGGCGACGGUCCCCGGCGCCCAGACGGUGGGCGUGCCUGGGGAGAAGAAACAGUGGUUCAAAAAGGUCCUGGGACUACUGCCGGAGCAGAACGAGAAGGAGCUGUACGCCAUCUUCAAAGCCGACUCGUUAUCGCGAUUCUACGUCCCGGCGGUCAUGAUGGGUCACGAUUCACCACCACCGCCAUCGUCGCGGACGGUACACAUCCUCGGAAAAGACCAGCGGUCCCUGUUCCUGUCGCACGCACUGCACGGCAUCUACGACUCAGUGAAGGCCAUCAACCUAAGAAGGAAUACGCCGUAUCAAAAUAUUUCCGGAAACGAGGGAGUGAGGAGGAGCGGAGGCUGGAUCGAGCCGAACGUCGCGCUUGAGGAGGCCACAGAACCGGACGAAGAUGAGGGGCAUAUCAGUAACCUGGUGGUUGCUGGGAGGCCGAGCGAGACAAUCAAAAUGCUCAACCAGGUGAAGCACCGGGUGGAUGAUCGGACGGCCGUGCUCUUCGUCCAGGACGGGCUUGGAAUCGCUGAGGCUGUCAACAAUGAGGUCUUCAAAGAUGAGGAGAGGCGCCCGUCCAUUGUGCUCGGGCACAUGAGUCACUCCCUGGCGUACGACCGCAAGACGAACUCGGUCAAGCUGAUGGCGCCUAACUAUGAAACCAUGCUGACGGGCGUGCGGCCGUAUACCGGCAAGAAGGCGGAUGCGACAGACACGUGGCUGCGAUCGCGGGGCAUGCUGGAGAAGUUUGCCUCCUCGGAGGUGCUCAGAGCCAAGGGCAUGGGGCUCGACAGCUGGAUGAAGCAUAAGAUCCCGUCGCUCAUGUUCUCGGCUGUGGUUGACCCGAUCUGCGUCAUGCUGGACUACCGCUACGAGCAGCUCCUCUACAACCCGACGGCCAACAGGCUCACGACACAGCUACUGAACGAGAUCGCUAACGUCGUGGCGCGCAUGCCCGAAGUCAGGAACUCGCCGGAGCUGCAGGCGAUGCUGCGGGGCGAGGGCAUGCGCAAGGAGAUCAUGGGGAAGCUCAGGGCCAAGGGCUCGGCGCCGAGCCAGAUGAAGUUGCAGAUUCAGCGCGGCAUGUUGACGGAUAUUAACUACCUGAACGGGUUCUUCAUCGAGAGGGGACAUAGACUGGGCCUGAAGCUGCCCGCCAAUGAGAUGAUUGUGGGCAUGGUGAAGGCGAAGCACAAGGCGCAGCUGGAUAAGCAUCGAUCAUACAUCCCUCUCGAAGUGACCUCGAGGAGAUGA
This is a messenger RNA of Colletotrichum higginsianum IMI 349063, 1251 nucleotides long. Its product is annotated as 2-dehydropantoate 2-reductase. Gene Ontology annotation, cellular component: mitochondrion; cytoplasm. The transcript has a single exon. The coding region runs from base 1 to 1251 and encodes 416 amino acids. Lineage: Eukaryota; Fungi; Ascomycota; Sordariomycetes; Glomerellales; Glomerellaceae. Gene Ontology annotation, molecular function: 2-dehydropantoate 2-reductase activity; NADP binding. The record is from RefSeq and is a predicted model, not a curated record.